AUGGGAACAGAUUAUAUUCAAUUAAAUGAAGAAAAUUCUUCAUCUCAUAACCAAAAUUUAAAUAAUAAUAUUAAUGAUAAUAUUUACUUUAACAAUGUAAAUACAACAUAUACUCCUCAAAUUGAAAAAAAAUUAGAUUCACACUAUGACCAAACAUUUUCACCACAAAUCAAACCUAUUAUAGCCGCACAAUAUUCAUUAGAAACGCAACCACCAAAAAUUGUUCUUCAAUCUCCACAAUACUAUCCACCUCCAAAUGUAAAUAAAACUAUUAGUGCUGAUGAUGAUGAGUCUCAUUUUAAUUCUUCAUUAAUUAUUUUUAUUAUUGGUUUCUUUUUUUCUUGUAUAUGGUUAAUUAAUAUCAGAUACUUAAAAUCAAAAAACAAGAAUGCAAAAACUCUAGCCACUGCUUCAAUUGUUUUGUUUAUUAUUUCCAUGGUUUUGUUUUUAAUAUUAAUUAUUUCUUCUGCAGGAGCUUCAUCAACAUAUAGAUUUCAAUUUAAUAAUUUAUUAAUAUUUGGUUUUAAUUCUGAAAUGAUACAUGAUAAAAAUACAUUAAAAAUAUUAAAAUUUUAUAAAUGUAAAAAUUUAAUUUAUGAUGGAUCUGAUGUAGCUUGUGGUUCCCCAACACAUGUAAAUCUAACUCCAAUGUUUAACCCAGAUAUGGCAGGUCAACAUAUUGAAUCAAUUAAAAUUAAAAAUAGAUUGAAUAUAGCUCAAAUUGCCGAACCAGGAAAUCAAAUGAAAAUUGGUCAAUUUUAA
Molecule: messenger RNA, 762 nt
Organism: Dictyostelium discoideum AX4
Lineage: Eukaryota; Evosea; Eumycetozoa; Dictyosteliales; Dictyosteliaceae
Exons: 3
Coding region: 1-762 (253 amino acids)
Source: RefSeq, a predicted model, not a curated record